AUGGCUACAAAUGAAACCCUACGGAGUGCCAAACGAGAAUUACGGGCUGCAGUCGCAAAACGACUCGAUGCAUUAGAUACGGAAUCCGUUCGAGAGCAAUCUCGGGUAGUACUUUCCCUCCUAACCAGCUUGCCUGAGUAUCGGCAAGCUCAGCGCAUCAGCAUAUACCUAUCCAUGCCAACCGGCGAAGUCGACACGACGGCAAUUGUGCAAGAUGCGUUUGGGCAAGGGAAACGAGUCUUUAUACCAUUUACGCACAAAGCCAUGCCCGCUCCCACACAGGGCGAAGACCAAAAACCUUCAGUCAUGGAUAUGGUAUCACUAGACUCCCCCGAGGAUUACCAAGGACUCAAACGGAACAGUUGGGGGAUCCCGACUCCAACGAAAAAAUCUCUGGAAACCCGAGAGAAUUGCAUAGACGAAUUGAGGGCUGGCAAGGCUGGUUUAGAUCUGAUUGUGAUGCCUGGAGUAGCAUUCGACGGCGGGGGCAGGCGUUUAGGUCACGGGAAGGGGUACUAUGAUUAUUUUCUGAGAAGAUAUAGUGAGGAAGCCGGUGGGAAAGUGCCCUUCACAGGUCCGUACAAUCAAGUCAUUAAAUUCCAGGAUAAUACUGAAAUUUCAGAGUUUAUAGUUGGAGUCGCAUUGAAGGACCAGUUCCUAGACCCCCCAGCAAAUGUUCCUGUCGGGGACAAAGACUGGCCCCUAGACGUAAUAAUUGUCGGAGAUGGCUCGGUGGUUCGUCGAUGA
Messenger RNA from Orbilia oligospora ATCC 24927, 747 nucleotides. RefSeq lists its product as uncharacterized. Gene Ontology annotation, molecular function: 5-formyltetrahydrofolate cyclo-ligase activity. The record is from RefSeq and is a predicted model, not a curated record. Lineage: Eukaryota; Fungi; Ascomycota; Orbiliomycetes; Orbiliales; Orbiliaceae. Gene Ontology annotation, biological process: tetrahydrofolate interconversion; folic acid-containing compound biosynthetic process. Gene Ontology annotation, cellular component: mitochondrion. Bases 1 to 747 code for a protein of 248 amino acids. The transcript has 3 exons.